This is a messenger RNA of Dreissena polymorpha, 1597 nucleotides long. Its product is annotated as oligoribonuclease, mitochondrial-like. Bases 196 to 744 code for a protein of 182 amino acids. Lineage: Eukaryota; Metazoa; Mollusca; Bivalvia; Myida; Dreissenidae. Gene Ontology annotation, cellular component: mitochondrion. The transcript has 6 exons. The record is from RefSeq and is a predicted model, not a curated record. Gene Ontology annotation, molecular function: nucleic acid binding; 3'-5'-RNA exonuclease activity.
AGCUUCGUACCCAUUAGUUUCGUUAUUAUGUUGACUCGCGUGAUAUUCGCUCGUAGCUCUAGUUAUCGCGAUUAUUGUUUCCCGUCUGAUCAAUGCAGUCAACAAUAAUAUAAAGUUCCGCACAUUUAAUAGUCCCCAACCUUCUUAUUUUAACACGCUGCAAAAAAAAUCAUUUAAUUUUCCCACAUCUACUAGAUGAUAUAUUACAUUAUUAGGCUAGAUUGCACUUUACAGAUGUCAGGGUUGGACCUUGACAAAGAUCACAUUCUCGAGAUGGCAUGCAUUGUCACAGACAAGGAUCUUAAUAUCGUAGCUGAGUCAGAAGACCUUGUCAUACACCAGCCAGAUGAGGUUCUUAACGGGAUGGAUUCAUGGUGCACACAACAUCACGGAGAGUCAGGGUUAACAGAAGCAGUCAGGAAGAGCAAGAUUUCACUGACAGAAGCGGAAGACCGGAUGAUGGAGUUCGUCCAAGAGCACACGUUGCAGCGUACGGCGCCGCUCGGAGGCAACUCUGUGCAUGCGGACCGCGGCUUCCUCGUCAAGUACAUGCCUCGCUUUACCGGGCACCUUCACUACCGCAUCAUAGAUGUCAGCACAGUAAAAGAGCUUUCAAAACGCUGGUUUCCUUUAGAAUACUCUAGCGCACCAGCCAAGAAGCUUUCACACAGAGCGCUGGAUGACAUAAAGGAGAGUAUUGAAGAGCUCCGCUACUACAGACAAAAUGUAUUCAAACCAACAUGACAUCAGCCACGCAACAAUUAUCGGCUAACAUACUGAUUUUGAAUAUUUGGAACAAAACGUGACUGCAAUGCUGUAUACUUAGUAUCUGUGGUAAUUCGCCCAAAUAGAAACUUAUGAUACAACAUUACAUGUGGUUUAUAUAAAAAUGCAACAUAACUGUAUGUUCAUAGAAGGGACUGAAAUUGAAAUGCCUAGUUUAAAUUAAGAGUGAUGAAAGAAAUGAUAGUGUUUUUCCGUAAAUUAUUAAUCAACAAAAUAUAGUGGACCAAUGUAAAUUUACGUAAACGAGUUAAAGGUACUCUCUGUUUUAUUCUCCAAACAAAGUUUAUGCAUUGAAUUUCCUUGUAUAAGAUCAUUUUUAAAGGAAUUAACUACAACGGGCAUUUUUGCAUGCACGCGGCAUCGCUGAAUAACAUUAGGUUAAAUUACGUCAACAUAAAACAGCGCACAAUGAAUGAACCAUUUUGUUUUGUACAUUUGAACAGUCUAUAUUAUAUAAAUAUCUUAACUUACAUUUAUUUAACAUCUGAAAGACGUUUGCAUGUAUUGAUGUUUGUGUUUUAGAUGCCUGAUCAAGUGCUCAUGGUGAGCUAUACUUUUGGGUGGCUAUACGUCGUUGUAUGGUGUCCGUUGCCAGUCGUCAACAAUUUGCUUGAAACUUAUCUUUUUAAACGUAAGAUAGACGUUCAUAAAAUUUUAACGGAAUGAUCAUUAGGCGACUAUCGCAUAGUGGUUCUGUUCAUAAUUUUUUAAAUCAUAUCACAAGGGUCUAAAAUGGAUAACAUUGUUUCUAUUGCGUUGUUUAGAAAAAUAAACGUAAAAGGUUUUUGUCUAAAACGACGAGCCGAACAUG